This is a messenger RNA of Stylophora pistillata, 936 nucleotides long. Its product is annotated as histamine H2 receptor-like. NCBI's taxonomy places the organism in Eukaryota, Metazoa, Cnidaria, Anthozoa, Scleractinia, Pocilloporidae. The record is from RefSeq and is a predicted model, not a curated record.
AUGGCAGAAUCAAACUGCGACAUACUUCUCAGGAUUUACCCGCAAAUAUCAGAACUGGAUGAUUUCCAAUCAUCAUUUAUCAUAAACUGCGUUUUAAACAGUUUUAUUUGCUACACUGCUAUAGUGUUGAACAUUUUCACAAUCUAUGCAAUCGCAAAAACAUCUGCGCUAUCGAAACCUCUAAAAACAUUGCUGGUGAGUGUUGCUGUAUCUGAUGUUGGCGUUGGUUUGAUAGUGGAGCCACUCUUUCUCUCAUUACUUAUAAAAUGGUUACAGCUUCAAAAUGAAGACUGUACCUUCUUCUUGGGACUCCAUGUCGUUUUGAAUUUGUUUUCCAUGACUUCAUUCUUGAAUAUCAUGGCCAUUAGUAUAGACAGAUUCCUGGCGAUUCAAUUUCAUCUCAGAUACCAAUCAAUUGUGACUCACAAGCGGGUUGUUGGAGUGGUCAUUUUCAUAUGGGCGUACAGUUUGUCUGCAUCGUUUAGUUUGUUCCUCUUUCCUUUUGCUGUACUCUCCACGGUAGGGUCACCUAUCGGAACCAUUUGCCUCCUCGUCACCGCAGCUAUCUACUGUAGGAUUUAUUUUAUCACGCGACGUCACAAAAGACAAAUUCAAAUCCAGCGAGUACAAGAACAAGAGGAACGAUCCAGACAAAAUAGUGAGAUGAGAAAUUUGGCAAGGACCAUGAAAACUGCCGUCGGAGUUUUAUACGUUUACUUUGCGUUUUUAGUUUGUUAUGCCCCACUUUUCAUCUAUUUGGCUGCUCGGGCAAUCUAUGGCUCCGGCAUCGUCAAGACUAGUUUUCAAGUCAGCACAUAUACGCUGAUGUUCUUCAAUUCAACACUAAACCCUGUUAUUUACUGCUGGAGGAUGAGACACAUUCGACGCGCCAUGGUGGACACCCUGCGAAAAUUAUACACUAACCUUGUGUCAUGA